Plasmodium relictum is the source of this 3531-nucleotide messenger RNA. RefSeq names its product exportin-1, putative. The coding region runs from base 1 to 3531 and encodes 1176 amino acids. Gene Ontology annotation, biological process: tRNA re-export from nucleus. Gene Ontology annotation, cellular component: nuclear pore; nuclear matrix; cytoplasm. The record is from RefSeq and is a predicted model, not a curated record. NCBI's taxonomy places the organism in Eukaryota, Apicomplexa, Aconoidasida, Haemosporida, Plasmodiidae. The transcript has 4 exons. Gene Ontology annotation, molecular function: tRNA binding; small GTPase binding.
AUGGAUGAAUUAGAGGUAGCUAUAUUAUGCUUGUAUGGAAAUCAAAAUUCAAGUAUCAGCAAAAAUGAAGCACAAAAAUACUGUGAGAAUUUUCAAAGUAAUAUAGAUUGCUGGAAGUAUUGUAUUAGCAAAUUUUUGACAACAGAUAAAUUAGAAGUAAAAUUUUUUUGUAUUCAUGUAAUUAAUGAAAAAUUGCAAAAUUUAAAAUUAGAAGACUUGUUAGUAAUAAAAAGCUCUUUAUUUACUUAUUUAGAAAAGAAGUAUGUAACUGCAAAUGAAGAUUCAUGUGUAGUAAAUAAAAUUCUUCAAUUAUACCUAUCAUUAAUAGAGGUAUUAUAUCCAAAUAAUAUGAAUGACGCUUUUAAAUUUCUUAUUAACUUAAUUAUGUUAAGUAACGAUAUAAAUAUAAAAACUAUUUAUAUAAAUUUCUUCGUGAAAUUAAUGAAUAUGCUAGAUAUAGAAUAUAUAGAUAAUGUGUAUACUAAAAAAAGUGUACAAACGAUAACAAAUUUAAAAGAAGCAAUUAAAGAAAAUGAUUUGCCGCUAAUUGUUGAAUGCUUUUAUUUUAUUAUGAAUUUAAAUAUUGAAGAGCUUAGUGCCUUAAGCAUUUUCACUUUAUCUAAGUAUGUAUCUUGGAUAGAUAUAAACUAUGUAGCUAAUGAUAAAAUUUUAACUUUUAUUUAUCAAUGUUUAAAUUCUCUAAAUUCUAUUAGCGAAGCUAGUUAUUGUUUUUUAACAGCUUUAAUUCGAAAAGGAAUGAAUCCACUUAAUAAAAUACAAUUUAUUGAAAAUAUAAAUAUUAUAUGUGUUAUCGAAAAUUCUCCAAAAAUUGUUGAUGUAUCUUUUGAUAUAAACAAAAAAAUUAUGAUAAAAAAAGGAGAAUUGAUUAAUCAUAUAUGCUUGGAAUUAGUUGAGUCUAUUUAUGAAAUAAACAAAUUAAAAGAUUAUAAUAUAAAUAUGUUAAAAUAUAAUGAAGUGUGUACUAAAGCUACUAAUUUCUUAUUUUUAAUUUUACCGCAUGCAUUAGAUGUAUUUGCCAUUGAUAAUUUUUAUGUAGCUAGUACAGUAGAAAAAUUUUUUAGUUUAUUUUUUACCAAGUUUAAGAGUAUUGUAGAUGCUACAUCUAUAAUUUCUUCUGAUUAUGAGAAAACAAAUAAUGAAAAUAUAAAAACGAACUCAUAUAAAAUACCUAUAAGUAAAUUAAAUGUUUUUAUUAACACACUAGUUUGCACAACUGUUAGCAAAUUUGAAUAUCCAUCUUAUAUUCAGGAAGAUUAUGAUGAAGAAGAUGAGGAAUUUAUUGCUUUUUUUAAUUUUAGAGAAAAUAUUGAAAAAUUAUAUCAGCGUUUAAUACUAUUUGAUAAAUUAAAAGCAAUUGAAAUCAUUAAAAAUGCAAUAAUUUAUUUAAAUGAAAAUUUUGAUAAUUUAAAAUGGAAUAGUAUUGAAUCCAAAUUAUAUGCUUUUUAUAUAACAACCUCUAUUUAUAGUGAAUAUAAACCUGGUAAUAAUAUUUCAAGCAAUAAUAAUAAUAAGGAUAAUAUAAGUAAUUCUAAUUCAAUUUUGAAACUAAAUAAAGAAGUUAAUGAAUCAAUAGAUUAUAACAAUUUACUUUUUGAUUGUUUAAUAGAAUUACUGAAAAAUAGAAAAAUUUUAAAUUGUACUAAUGAUCUUAUUAAUAUAAAUUUAAUGGAAAUAUUUCAUAGGUUAAAUUUGUUUUUUAUUAAAAAUCCAGAUUACGUGGAAUAUUCUCUACAUGUUUUUAUUACAAAUGGUAUUAGAAGUAAUAAAAAUAAAACAGUCAAGAAGUCAUUACAUAUUUUUAAAAAAUUUUUAAAAACAAAUUCAUAUGUUAUAUCUAACUAUAUCAAAGAUAUACUACAAUUGUUAGAAUCAUAUCUAGACAUUCCAUGUAUGUAUCAAAAGUUUGAAAAAAAUAAUAUAUUAGAAAAUACGACCCUAGAUGAAAAUACGAUAAAAGAUAUUUACAGUUUCAUUUAUUAUGGAAAAAAUUAUACAUAUGAAGAUCAAAUAGAUAUUUAUGAAAUUGUGGGGUUACUAUUGUUGCAUUAUGAUUUUACAAAAGUAAAAAGAAUAAUGAAAAAUGAUUCGCCACAUCAAAAUAGAAAUUUCAAUAACAUAACUGUCAAUAACAAUAAUAAUAAUAUGAAUAAUAACAUAAAUGAUGAAAAUGAAAAAAUAAGUGAAGAGUUCAUUUCUAAUUAUAAAGAUAGAAUUCUUUAUUUUAGAGGGAUAUUAAAUAAAUUAUUAGAAAACUUGUCUUCUAUUAAAAAUUUAUAUUUAAAUUCAUCAAAAACUCAACAUGCUAAUAUAUGUUUAAGUUUUACAUGUAGUGUAAUUAUUAAAUGCAUAGGUGCAUUAUGUAAAAAUGUAAAUAUAAACAUCACGGAUGUUUUAUUGAAUGAUUUAGACAAUACAUUAGGUAUUAUAAUUAGUGAAUCAUUAGAGCUAUUUUAUAAUAAUUAUAUAGUGAGGGAUUCUGUUCUUUUUACUUAUAGAAUUCUUUCAUAUCUAUUUAAGGAUCUAUCACUUAAUUAUACUAUUAAAAUAUUACCAUAUUUUUAUAACAUAUCAUACAACAUGAUAAUGAAUAAAAUGCAAAGAAGUACAAACAGACAAAGCAAUACUUCUAUUUCUUUUAAUAUGAUUAUGAAUACUCCUACUUCAUAUCAAAUGGCAUCCUCAUCGACAGAUGAUAUCGCAAAAAAUUCUAGUAUACACCAAGAAGAAUUAAAAUAUUUAUUUAAUGAGUUAAAUGAAUUAAGUAUAUUAGUUUGCCAUCUUAUAUCAACUCAUAAAGAAAAAUCAAUUGAUACAUUUGUUAAUCCAUAUAUAUAUAAUAUUACUCAAAUUCAUAUAAAUGUGUGGAAAUGUAUGAAUGUACAAUCUCAUGAAAUGCAAAGAGAACAAAAUUCAGUACUAUCUCCAUUAUUAUUAAUAUUAUAUAACAUAUCUUUAAAUAUUCCCUCUGCUUUUCACAAUUUAAUAUCUUUUGAAAACAUUGCAUCGAAUCAUAAACAAUUUUGUGAAAUAUUUUCUAAUGAUGAGAUAAUAAAAAAUAAAAUUUCAAAUGCUAUUACAAGUAUUUUAGUUAUUUCUUUAAAUUAUAAUAACACCAAUGAUUUUAAUAUUUGUUUAUAUUCUGCUCAAACCUUUUCCAAUAUGUUGAACAAUGCUACAUGCAUGAAUAAUCCAAACGAGAUACUAAGUAAAUAUCCUAUAAUGCAAAUUAUUGACACAUUAUGUAUAACUUUGAAGUCUCUUGAUUAUUCAGAUCCCAAAAAUAAAAGGAUAAUUCAAGAAGUUUUAAGCAUUUUUAGAUUAUUUUGUGGGUUUAAAGUAAGUGCAAAUUGUUUACCUGAUAAAGUAAUAGAAAAUUCUCAAAUUUGUUUGCAGAAUUCUCUUUUAUCUGUUUUUAAAAAUAACCCAAAUGAUAUUGCAAUUUUGCUUCAAGCUAUUAAUUCAAACAAUCAACAACAAUUUAGACAAAUUUUAUCAAAUUUAGUUGCAUAA